This is a messenger RNA of Pygocentrus nattereri (red-bellied piranha), 3071 nucleotides long. RefSeq lists its product as uncharacterized. The record is from RefSeq and is a predicted model, not a curated record. The transcript has 13 exons. NCBI's taxonomy places the organism in Eukaryota, Metazoa, Chordata, Actinopteri, Characiformes, Serrasalmidae. The coding region runs from base 100 to 2844 and encodes 914 amino acids.
CCAUGCACUCUGUAUAUAAGAGUGUGUGCCACUAUCUAAGAGUGUGAGAGAAAACAAAAGGGCUUGAUAAGGCCUGCCUGCUGAGAUCAGUUAAAGACCAUGAGGUUUAAAGUCCUGCUCUGUUUGUGUCUCCUGAGCCCAAUAAAGCUGGUCUUUCCAGCAGACAUCGUUGUUCCUCUGAGCUCGCCUGCUGUCCUGCCGUGCUCCUUCCAUCUUCUCAACACAGUGAACACCACACUCCUCGAUGUCACUUGGUCCUUCAAAGGUUCGGUCAUUGCAUCCAGUAACCACACAGAACGGGGCUUCUACUUAAACACCUCCAGCUUCCACAAUGGCUCUUUCCCAUUGACCGUGUUAAACGCCACUCCGCACCAGCAGGGGUUGUAUGAGUGCAACGUGAGCAGCUCUGGGACUGACUACUCUAGCAGCAUUACACUUACUAUACUGGCUUCCCCCACCAUGUCCAUCCCAUCUCCAGAGGUGGUGCUGGGUCAGGAGAGUGCAGUAGAGUGCUGGGCAAAAGGCUUUAGCCCUCCCCAAAUCAUCUUCACCUGGACACGAGAGGGGAAAAAGUUCAGAAACCCUGGAAGGUCUGAAGGGAACCUCACAGAGGAUGGACUUUAUGAGGCAGUCAGCCGGCUGGUGUUCUUUCCUAAGCUCACAGAUCGGAAUAUUACCUACAGUUGUGUGGUGGAGCAUGAAGCUCUGGAGCAACCUCUCGUGAAGGAGUUCAGCAUAGGUCUCAUCAUCGUCCCUGAGGUCACUCUCUCCAUCUUGCCCCCCUCCUCUCGCUCCUCGCCCCUCACCCUCGCCUGUGAACUCAGCGGCUUUUAUCCAGAGAAUGUGUCUGUGGUUUGGGUCCAGAAUGGCACCGUCCUGUCCAAACCUCCUCAGAGCCUUCUGAACAACGACGGAACGUACAGAAGCCGCUGGUUCCACACACUCAGUGCAGAGGAGAGGGAACGUGGCGGAGCCGUGCAGUGUGUGGCUCAGCAGCCUCACGUCUCACGACCGGCGUCCAGCUCUAUUGACCUUUCAGCUACUGACCCCCUGGCGCAGGAGCUGGUUCUGAGUAAAUCAGCGAAAGCCUCGGUGGCCAUGAUGAUCAUCUCGCUGAUCCUCGUGCUGCUGCUGUGCUUCGGCUUCUCCUGGAAGAGAAGAGACGAGAAGCAGAAAUGCCUGAAUGUUUCAGCGAUCAUCCUGCCCCCACGCUUGGUGGUGGGGCGGAAAGGCCGGGUCUCCAUCAGCAUCGAGGGCAGAAGAGCAGACCGUGUCCAAACCACCUGGUUCCUCAACGACAUCCCUAUAGUGGACACUUCUUAUACGGGAGAGAAAAGCUCGAGCCCUGUUUACUCGACAGGUCACACUCCCAGGAUCUCCCGUGUGUCUCUGUUGUCUGAAAAAGGCCCUCUGCUGUCGGCCACUGCUCCAGGGUAUUACAAACUGCACACCCGGCAGCCUCUGCACUCUACGGGACCCAUCAAGCAGCUUCUCGCCUCCUUCACCUUCAUUCCAAACCUGUCCAUCCACAAGGGGGCAGUCUUCAAAUGCCAGAUAUCCUACAAAGGCAAAGACAAGAUAGUGAUGGAGAAAGUGUCCGAUAGGUUUACACUUCUGGCACCACCUGAUGUCUCAGAGAUCCAGCUCUCAGAACCCAAUGAGGAGACAGGUAUCGUCACGCUGACCGUGACAGCCUCUCACUUUCACCCGGACAUCAUCACCUUCCGCUGGUUCUGUGAGGGGAGUGAGCUGUGCCCCGUUGCUGCCCCCCUGUCCGUGGCUGCUCCGCGCCCUGAUGCCCAGGGCUUCUUCUCAGCCAUGAGCCAGUGCAGACUGCACAAAGCUGAGCUGGAGCGAGGGGAGACCACCGUCUGGGUCACCGUCCACCACAUAUCGCUCAAACAGCCAAUCACACGAAAGACCAGAGGGUUCAUAAAGAAGCCCACUGUGUCAGAAAUCAGCUGCAGCCCGUCACCCCCCCAGCAGGGGCUGCUGAGCUUGGCCUGCGACAUCACAGCCUUCUACCCUUCUGACGUCUCUGUCAAAUGGCUGAAGCGAGGCAUGAGUGAGGGUUUAGAGAAGGACAUCGAGGAGGCAGCUGAGAAGGAGGAGGGGGUUAAGGGGGUGUCAGAAGUUCGGGGGCCGAUCCAGACCCAGCCGAGGACCUUCCGGGCCACAGCUGUCCUGAAGGAGGUGGAGGAGGUGGAGGAGGGUGGAGAGAUCGUGUGCAGGGUGGAGCACUGCUCCCUCCAGGAGCCCAUUGAGCGAGUCUGGAGGAGAACUUGCUUCGCGGCUCCCUCCAUCCCUCCCUCCCUGUCUGUGACCUGGAGGAAAGAUGGAGUUGGGGUGUUCUCCUUGCGCCUGUCUGGUGCGGUCCCGCGGCCCAAGCUGGUUUGGGCCGCCGGGGGCUCCACUCUGUCCCAGCUGGUCUCCAGAGAGAGAGAGCAAGUCACUGAGAGUGGGGAGAGAGAGCUGCUGAGCGUGUGCGCUUUGGUGAGGUCCACAAGAGCUCAGGGAAAUGAGCAGCAGCCACACAGCCGCAGAAAUGCACACCUACGCAACUCUCAGCUUCCUGUGUGGCAAAAUGAAGUAGAGAAUGUGAAUGAAACAGAGCAGGAGAACCGCACAGAACCGGCACAGCCCUCAGACUCCGUACAUGAGGCCAGAACUGCAGUCAGAGAGACAGAACCCGAACCCUCCUACGUAAACACAGUGAACGUGAGGAAAGAGGGAAGACGGGGGGAGAGAGAGCGUCUCUGUGUCGCCGUGGAGAUCUUCCAUCCUACACUAAGCCUGCCUGCCUACCGCACCUGGACAGAGCCUGAAGAGGAAGUAUCACCAUAAUGUGUCAUCAGUAGGAUUUUCCUCCAUGUGUUUAUUUGUAAAGAAGAUAAAAUUAUUACCUACAACCUAUUUUUGUCAAAUAUUCAACUCUGAGCAUCAACGACUUCUUUCAUUUUGUCAUUCUUAAAGUAUAUACAGUACUGUGCGAAAGUCUUAGGCACCCAAGACACAUUUUCAAAAUCUAUUUAUUUGUGUAGUUUGUGUUUAUUUGCUGAGAAGUGUUAAUA